GAACAACAAUAAUAAUAAUAAAUAGGUGGUCUCUUCUCUCAAAUCUUCUCCAGUCUUGAAUUUUUCUUAUUUUAAGUGCUAUUAGUACCCUUACGUUCCUUUAUACAAAACAUACCCAACCUCUGUGGUCUGGUAUCUCUGAUUACUCCAUCAUCCUCAACUGCAGCAUUUCGCCAUGCAUCGCGCACUUCUGCUCCCAGAAAUUGUUGCAACGAUUCUAGAGACAAACAGCUCAAGCCCUGGCUUCCUACACACAUGUCUCUUUAUCUCCAAAACAUUCUCAGAAGAAGCAUGUAGAAUUCUGUGGCACGCAUGCGGAGCUUACUGCUUUGCUGAACAUGGAACGCCUAAUAUUAGACAUCUCGCUCAAAUCGCCAUUCGAGACACUGGGAGAGCGCAAUACUAUGCAGAUUUUGUACAUGUGCUUGGGUUUUCAGAAGAAGAAAAAGAGGAAGAGGAGGAGAACGAGGGUGAUGAUGAGACGUGUCUCGAUGAAGCAAGGUGGCAUAAGGAACUCGCUUCCUUGCAAUUCCCUCAGUUACAAGAAUUCAGCCUUCAAGAAUCGAGUAACGCAACUGAAUUGAAUGCGGGAGAGUUUAUUAUGCACUACGCGCAACCGAACUUGGAGAGUUUCACGGUGUACCAAGGAAGCCGCAUUUCCGAUGCUCUGUUUGACAAACUAACAGAAUCUUGCCCAAAACUGAAAUCUCUCCAUCUCAGUAAAAUAAGCGCAAGUAAUCUAUCCAAAGAUGGACUCAUUCGAUUUUUGAGUAGGGCGGAUGCACUUACCGCCCUCGUCAUUCAAAAUGGAGUUCACGAUAGUUGGUCCUACGAGGCAUUUGAAGCCAUAGCCAAGCUUCCGAAUCUGACCUAUAUCGAAAUUCCUGAUAUCCAAAACGAUUGGGUCAACUCCGUUCAUCGCGCAAACCCUUCUACUUUGUUGUUUCCAAAAUUGGAUGCCCACUUGAGUACCGGCAUUUCUGAGCGCGAUUUAGAAUGCUUGGCUUACCAUGUCCCCAAAUUGGAGGAUCUAUCUAUCACUUUACAAAAUUUGCCCCCAUCACUUAGUAUCCUGGCAUCUGCAUCGAAUUUCUCACUUCUCACAAACCUCAAAGUCGAAUUUGGACCACGGAGUCGUAUCAGCGGCAGCGAUCUUCUACUUCUCGCACGGAAGUGCCCUUUACUAUCUUCUAUUUCGCUUGGAGAAGUUGACGAUAGCGCGUUUUCUCCACCGGGCCCUGCAUCCCGUCCUUCAAUUACUGGUAUUACUGAUGAUCUUAUUGACGAGGUCGCUCAAGCAUUGGGAGAUAGUAUUAUCUCUUUGAGAAUCAUUUUUGACCGCUCAGAUCUACUCACAUGGAAUUCUAUUCUUUCUCUCGCUCAUUAUUGUCAUAAUCUAGGAGAUUUGACAAUAUCCUGCAACUUUAACUGGCAAGAGACUAUGAGUGGCACGUUCGAAAACACUUUUCCCGUCCUCGAAAACAUUGAUUUUAUCUUCGAUAGUAUUUUAAGGGAAUCGCAGGUUGUAAAUUACGACGAAGAAAUGAUCCAGAGUUGUGCACAGAAAAUGUUUGAAUUAGCACCAAAACUAUCGGUGUUCUGGAUUGAUGGUGCAAAUGAGAGCGACAGCCGCUGGGAGUCGACUGUUCAAAAAACAUUCUACGACAAUUGGAGUCCUCCCGAGGUUACGGAGAAUUGAUCCCAUGGCAGGUAUCUGGAAAAGUCUCUCUGUGCAGAAAAUCGUUGAGAAUUGCAAAGAGCCCCUGCGGAGCGUUUAUGUCUAGAGAGAUAUCUGACCAACCAUCCGAAAGACUGGUGGUUAAUAGUAUGUGGCUAGAUUGCGGAACCAGUGUGACUAAUUGGCGAUUUGACUAGUUCAGUGUUUGUAAUGCUCGAUACCGGAAAUGUUAUCCAGUCAAAUCCAGAGAAGAAAUCGCGAGAACUUGAUAUAUCUGCGAUCAGAUCAAAUGCUUAUAUAGAGUUGUUCAGAAUAUAGCUAGCAAUAUCA
Botrytis cinerea B05.10 is the source of this 2008-nucleotide messenger RNA. RefSeq lists its product as hypothetical. The transcript has a single exon. Gene Ontology annotation, cellular component: SCF ubiquitin ligase complex. Bases 176 to 1699 code for a protein of 507 amino acids. The record is from RefSeq and is a predicted model, not a curated record. Gene Ontology annotation, biological process: SCF-dependent proteasomal ubiquitin-dependent protein catabolic process. Lineage: Eukaryota; Fungi; Ascomycota; Leotiomycetes; Helotiales; Sclerotiniaceae.